Capsaspora owczarzaki ATCC 30864 is the source of this 2145-nucleotide messenger RNA. Its product is annotated as phosphoenolpyruvate carboxykinase. The transcript has 3 exons. Gene Ontology annotation, cellular component: cytosol. Lineage: Eukaryota; Filasterea; Ministeriida; Capsasporidae. Gene Ontology annotation, biological process: response to starvation; gluconeogenesis; propionate catabolic process. The coding region runs from base 26 to 1951 and encodes 641 amino acids. Gene Ontology annotation, molecular function: GTP binding; manganese ion binding; phosphoenolpyruvate carboxykinase (GTP) activity. The record is from RefSeq and is a predicted model, not a curated record.
GCACUCUUUCCUUCCUGCAUUCACCAUGUUCAGUGCUGUCGGUCUGAUUACUUCCAAGAACCUCCAUCGUACUGCCUACACGGCUACCAUCACAGCUCGCCGCCUGUAUGCGCUGCCUGCCAACGCCAUCAACGGCGCUGCGCUGAACAAGCACCCCAAGCUGAAGCAGUGGGUCGAGGACAAGGCCAAGUUCUUCAAGGCCGACAACGUGCACGUCAUUUCCGGCACUGAGGCCGAGAACAAGGAUUUGAUCAAAAUCCUCGAAAAGUCGGGCACCAUCGAGCAGCUCAACCCCAAGCUCCGCCCCAACAGCUUCCUUGCGCGCACCGACCCCAAGGACGUUGCUCGCGCUGAGGACUCGACCUUCAUUUGCUCCAAGGACAAGAAGGACGCCGGCCCGACCAACAACUGGGUCAACCCCUCCGAGAUGCGCCAGCGCCUCGACAAGCUGUUCGCCGGCACCAUGCGCGGCCGCACCAUGUACGUCAUCCCGUACUCGAUGGGCCCCAUCGGCUCGCCCAUCUCCCGCAUUGGUGUUGAGGUCACCGACUCGCCCUACGUGGCCGUCAGCAUGCGCAUCAUGACCCGCGUUGGCCAGCCCGUCCUCGACGUGCUCGGCGCCAACGGCGAGUUUGUCCCCUGCGUCCACUCGAUCGGUGCCCCGCUUGAGGCUGGCGCCAAGGACGUCCCGUGGCCGUGCAACACCAAGGAGCGCGCCAUUGUCCACUUCCCCGAGACCCGCGAGAUCUGGUCGUUCGGCUCUGGCUAUGGUGGCAACUCGCUCCUCGGCAAGAAGUGCUUCGCUCUGCGCAUUGCAUCCGUCAUUGCCCGCGACGAGGGCUGGCUCGCCGAACACAUGCUCAUUCUCGGCAUCACCGACCCGAAGGGCAACAAGAAGUACAUUGCUGCCGCCUUCCCCUCCGCCUGCGGCAAGACCAACCUUGCCAUGCUUCAGCCGACCAUCCCCGGAUGGAAGGUUGAGUGCGUCGGCGACGACAUUGCCUGGAUGAAGAUUGGCGCUGACGGCACCCUCCGCGCCAUCAACCCCGAAAACGGCUUCUUUGGCGUCGCCCCCGGCACCUCGAUGAAGACCAACCCGAACGCCAUGCGCUCGAUCGAGAAGAACGCCUUCUUCACCAACGUUGCCAAGACCGCCGACGGCGACGUCUGGUGGGAAGAGCUCUCCAAGGAGCCCCCGACCGGCACCCUGACCUCGUGGCUCGGCAAGCCAUGGACUGCCGCCAGCGCCAAGACCGACGGCCCGGCCGCCCACCCCAACUCGCGCUUCACCGCCCCGACCGUGCAGUGCCCCAUUAUCGACCCCAAGUGGAACGACCCCGAGGGUGUCCCGAUCUCGGCUAUUGUCUUUGGCGGCCGUCGCCCCAACCUCGUGCCGCUCGUCUAUGAGGCCAACAACUGGCAACACGGCUCCUUCAUUGGCUCGGCCGUCUCCUCGGAGAAGACCGCCGCUGCUGAGGGCGACCUUGGCGUCCUCCGCCACGACCCCUUCGCCAUGCUGCCCUUCUGCGGCUACAACAUGGGCGACUACUUUGGCCACUGGCUCAGCGUCGGUGCCAAGGCCAAGGAUGCCUCCAAGCUUCCCAAAUUCUUCCACGUUAACUGGUUCCGCCAAGAGAACGGCAAGUUCCUCUGGCCCGGCUUUGGCGAGAACUCGCGUGUUCUCAAGUGGAUUUUCCAGCGCACCAACAACGAGAACGUUGCUCGCCAGACCCCCAUCGGUCUCGUCCCCGCCGAGGGCGCCCUCGACACCACCGGCCUUGACGUCAAGCCCGAGGUCAUGAAGAAGCUUCUCGAGGUCAACCCUGCUGGCUGGCUCAACGAGGUCGCUGCUCUGCGCAAGUACUAUGCCACCUUUGGCGAGGCUCUUCCCAAGGGCAUCAAGGCCGAGCUCGACGCCCUCGAGACGCGCCUCAAGGCUGCGUCCAAGUAAACGAUAAAGCACAAAAUGGCAUGGGAACCGAUUCACCCUGCUGAAUGUCAUUAUCGCUUGUACGCACUUGUUUCUUCCGGAAACGUACAACGUUGAAAACACAAAAAGUAUCUUAAUUGAAAUAAAAAAACAAGCAAAACAAACAAAACAAACGCACCCUCCACACAAGAAUGAUGAACAAAAACAAAAAACAA